UUUAUCAGCUAACAGCAUUACAUUUCACCAACUUUCACACAUAAUUGAUGAUGUAUUGAGUAGGUUCUUUCACCAUAUCUAGAUACUGACCUUCACUAGCAACAGGACCAACCGCUGCUGAGAUAGCAUGGUACUUAAAUUACUUCACGCCCUUAUAGCACGUGAUAAUACUAAUUUGAUAUUAGGUACAAGGUCAUCACUAAAACUACUACAUAACCAGAAUAUUUUGAAAGAUUUCUACAUAUUAACCUUUGAUAGUGUAGAUUAAUUAUCACAUACAUUACCCUUUCAACUCUUUAACUGUUAAAUACUAUGCUGCCAUCAGUGGAUAAGUGUGAUGCAGUUAUGGUGUAUGCUGUUUGUAUCUGUGGUUGUACCAUGUAAUUUGCUACAGUUCUCUAAUUUUAGAAAUUGAAGAUAAUAUUUAUGACAGCUAUAAUACCAAAUAACAAAACAAGUGCAAUAAAAUUUAAUUUGUAAAGCCAAAAGAUGGUUAUAAAAACAACUUUCCUAGUUUUGCCAUUAUUGUUUUCCAUGGCAUCUACUACAAUAAUAUAUUCCAACACAGCAUGCGUUAGUGACAACUUAGAUCCUUGUAAAAGACAUCCACGAUUCGAACAAAGUGUGUGGUGUGAAAACAUCAACGACAUGAAGACUUUUAUUCGCGUUCUACGAUGCAGCUCGAGGAGAAAUAUGCAGGAGGUAUUUCUCGAGAAAUCUUCUCUUGAUUUUUUACCGCUUUACAUUCUAGAUUUCUGUGGAUUUCUCGUUCUGAACGUUAAGUCUGUGACAUUAUCCAAGCUAUUGGAGGGUAACGUUCUAGUUCGCCUGGAACAGUUGAAGCUGGACGAUGUUCUAUUCAGGGACUCUUGGUCGUGGGAACCUUUGAGCGUUUUAAGACAUUUGCUGGAAUUUUCUGUAGCAAAUAUGGAGGUGACGCACUUAGAUGGUAAUCUUUCAGACCAUUUGAAUGAAAAUCUCAGAAGUUUAACUCUUAAGUCAACGAGUACGAACAUUGUUAGAUCUGAAGCAUUAACGAAAUUCACUGAGUUGAAACAUUUUUCGAUGGAAAAUAAUCAUAUUACUGAGUUGAAAAGGAGCAUGUUUCCUAUACCAGCUAAAAUAAAGUUUCUUUAUUUAGGGCGAAAUAAGUUAACUUCGUUACCAGAUGAUAUUUUCGAUGAAAUGCCUUAUCUGGAGCGGGUAGGCUUAGAAGGAAAUUUAAUAUCUGAAAUCCAUUCGAGAACAUUUGAACCUGUAUGGAAUAAUUUAGACGUAUUGCUACUUGAAGGUAAUCCUUUAAAAUGUCAUUGCAAACUGCUAUGGUUGGCGAAAAAGAAAUCACCAGAUGUGUUUACCGGUGAAUGUUUUGCACCAAAAGUAAAGUAUGGAAAAUCAUUGAAAAGUUUAACAUCGCAUGAUUUUCGUUGCUUUUUAAAGCACUGAUGAGAUUUGACAGUGUCAGAAAUCUCAUCCACAGUUUCACGACUCAGGGUAAAUCUGCUUCAUUUUUUAUAAAUCAUGACUUAGUAUUGACGAAACUGAAGGAGAUGAUCUAAGCAUUAAGGCCAGUAUUACAAACGCACAAAAUACUCAUUGUGAUUUCAUUAAAUGUUUUUAUUGUAUUGUGAUAAAACUCUGUAAUAAUACUUCAUCGUAAAAUUACUGUACUUUAUAGUAUUGAUAUUUUUGGUAAAAAAAAAGCAAAACUUAAUUUUGGUUCAUAAUAUCAAAAUAUAUAGUAUUUAAACCAUCCAUU
Messenger RNA from Parasteatoda tepidariorum (common house spider), 1759 nucleotides. RefSeq lists its product as uncharacterized. NCBI's taxonomy places the organism in Eukaryota, Metazoa, Arthropoda, Arachnida, Araneae, Theridiidae. The record is from RefSeq and is a predicted model, not a curated record. Gene Ontology annotation, molecular function: protein binding.